GCGCAUUUUCCCAAGAGCGAUUUCGCAGGCUUCCGGUCUGGGCCGGAAGUUGUGGUUACUAAGGCGACGCCAAACAGCUGUCCCAGCUUUUCAGAGUUUCACAGAUGUUACCCGUGCCGCCUUCUGCGAUGUCAUCCCCCAUAGGAAGUCGAGCCCACAAGAUGAGACUACCUAUUUUUACACGAAAGGGGCUGCUGGAGGUGCCAUCUCCCACAGAGAAAGACUGGCCUAAGGAUGACGAAGAGGAUUAUGUCUUCAAGGAUCCAGAUCAGGAGCUGGAUUCCUUGCCUCAGCCCUACCGAAUGAUCAACAAGCUGGUAAACCUCCUGUUUGACAGGUCGUGGGAAGUAAUUGAGGAGAGGGACACGCUAAGGGAAGCUGAGCUCAACCGGAUCCAGCCCACUGUCUACCCUCCAGUCUUUGAAAUCAAGUUCAACAAAAUGCCAAAUUGUAUGGCUAUUUCCCAAGACUACGUGUUUAUUGGAGGAGCCAAAGGAUUCUCUGUGUACAAUCUGUAUGAUGCUAAACGAAUGUAUGUCUGGGAUAAACUGAAGGUUGAUGUCACUUCCAUCUGGGCCACAGAUUUGGGGAGUGAUACACUUAUUGCUCCUGUGGAUGAAAUGGGUGUCAUUAGACUGUUUUAUUUUUAUAAGGACAGUCUUUUCUUCAUCAAAGCCAUCAAUGAAGUGGAAGAUACCAGCAAGCAAACCACCUGUGUAAAGAUGGCGAUCUCUCAAGGAGGGGACUUUGCAGCCUUCCUCUUACAAGGAGCUGGAGACAUUUGGCUGGAUGUGUAUAGGUUGCCCAAGGAGUCUUGGCUCAAGGAAGUGGAGCACCCGCAACUCACCACGAAUCCAAAGAAAAGAGUCAGACAGCCGCAACUGAAUACUCUUGAUCCCAUGAAUUCGGAUAAUUUAGAAAUGGAUAUAAAUGUUUGCUUUAAAGGAGACAUUAAGCUGAGUCUUCCCGUUCACAUAAUGAAGAUCAAACCACCUAAACCAGUCACAGGUACCACAUUUAAGAGCCCCCUGGAAGUCUUUGCAAAGAUAGAGGACUGCUACGGGCUGGGCUCGGGGCAGAACCACUUCAUCAAGGACAGCCAGUGGGAGCAGCAAGCGGCCAUCUUCAACGCCACGUACAAGAAGUACCUGGACCUGGACGGGGAAUGCGAGGAGGAGCCGCCCAAUAUGGCCACGUUCCAUUUCCUCCUUCCGAGCUGCAUAACUGUGAUGCCAACAGAGGUCAAGAGCCCUGCAGGGGUAGCCUGUGUCCUUGGCGUCCACUGGACUGGAUGUCACAACUUCUUCCUCUACUCACUUAACCGGACCCUGAAGGAUAAAGUCGACCCUGAGGGCGUGUGGCCCUGUGCUGCGCCCAUCGCCGUCUCUCAGCUCAGCUACUCCUCCUCCUACCUGGUGCUGGCCUGCGAGGACGGCGUGCUCACGGUGUGGGACAUGGCCGAAGGAUUCCCUCUCGGGGUCGUCGCUCUCCCUGAGGGACGUUUCUGCCAAAGCAUCAUCUUCCUAAAAUACUUCUUAGUCCUCGAAGGACAGAACGUAUAUCCUGAGAGUCCACCGAAAUCCCAAGUCAUGUGUGUGGUGCUGUGCACAGACGCUUCUCUCCAUCUGGUGGUAGCCAAAGGGACCCAAGAGCCCACCAUCAGCGUGCUUGUUGAGAGGCCUGUAAAGCACCCUGAAGAAGCCAUCUGUGCAGUGGUCCCUGUCCGAACCUUGCCUGGCAUGGUGCUGACCUUCUCCAGGGGCGGCUCCGUGCACCUCCGGGACGUGGCCAAGCGUCAGAUCGUCUGUGCCUUUGCCCCGCCCAGCCCCUGCCGCCUGGCGCUCCCCUGGAAGCCAGUGUUUGUCGUGUCUUCACACCACCCGUGUUUCCUGCUCCGAGGAGACCGUCCAGAUGAGACGGAGCCCACUGACGACACCGAGGACAGCCAAAAUUCUGUCUUCUAUUUCCAUUUCAACGCCUACCCACUUCUGGAGAACGUCUUAAGGAACUGCAACGUUUCUCAAGUUGACCUGACGGAAGACAUGGCCUUCCCCCACGUGCUGCCCUUGGAGAAAAGAUGCGAGAACCUGCUGCAGAAGAGGUUUCAGAAGCUGGAGAACAAGGUAAAGGAGCAGGAGCACUGGACGCGGCUACGCAGGUACUCCUUGCUUCUCCAGAGAGAGAACUUCAGGAAGUGA
Messenger RNA from Pteropus alecto (black flying fox), 2198 nucleotides. It is a transcript of the gene WDR93, whose product is annotated as WD repeat domain 93. Gene Ontology annotation, molecular function: protein binding. Gene Ontology annotation, biological process: electron transport chain. Bases 105 to 2198 code for a protein of 697 amino acids. The transcript is spliced from 17 exons. Lineage: Eukaryota; Metazoa; Chordata; Mammalia; Chiroptera; Pteropodidae. The record is from RefSeq and is a predicted model, not a curated record.